AUGGGACUGCACACGCGCUCUCCCGAAUUCGCCGACAAACUGUCCCAACUCCGCCUCAAAAUCGCCCCCAUAGUGCACCUAGAGACCGGUCUCCCACCGCCCGAAUUCCCCUCUAACCUCCUCUCCCUCUUCCUCCUCACCGAAUCCGACCUAGACAGCAUGGCACAUUACUACUCCCAAGUCACUCCCGACAGACUCACAUAUGCAUAUCCCCAGACCAUGGACUGGAAUCGUCCGAUAUUAGAACGGCCGCGGCCUGGGGAGCCGCCAGAGUGUAGGUUGAGCGAUUACGAGAGACUGAGAGUGAAGAUGCGCAUGUUUGCGAAGUUUAUUGGGAUGAAGGGGGCGGAGACGCCGAGGUGGGAGAUGGAGAGGCAGAUGGAGUUGUGGGGCAGGCAGAUGGAGGACUGGGUGAGGAGGGAGAAAGAGGAGGAAGAGGUGGGGUUGGAGGAUGUGAGGGGUUUGGAGUGCGUGGAAAGGGAGGAGAAUAGAGAUCAUGGGCUCGGAUUCGAUUAG
Westerdykella ornata is the source of this 516-nucleotide messenger RNA. RefSeq lists its product as uncharacterized. Lineage: Eukaryota; Fungi; Ascomycota; Dothideomycetes; Pleosporales; Sporormiaceae. The record is from RefSeq and is a predicted model, not a curated record. The coding region runs from base 1 to 516 and encodes 171 amino acids. The transcript is spliced from 2 exons.